Penaeus chinensis is the source of this 3387-nucleotide messenger RNA. RefSeq lists its product as uncharacterized. The transcript is spliced from 9 exons. Bases 371 to 1570 code for a protein of 399 amino acids. The record is from RefSeq and is a predicted model, not a curated record. NCBI's taxonomy places the organism in Eukaryota, Metazoa, Arthropoda, Malacostraca, Decapoda, Penaeidae.
UGUUCUAUGAGAAGUGCUGCUAUCGAAACAAAACACAACGUUCUCUUGAUAUAAGAAAAAGGAAUAAUUUCGCAUAACAUUUAAACUCCCUCGAAAAUGCUCUGUUCAUUUUGGGAAUUAAGAAAAUUGGUUGCGCAUUUGUUACAUCUUCGGUGCGCAAUCAUGUAAUUACAAUUGUGGGAGGGGGAGGGCAAAAUUUCCAGACAUAUACCUGAAAGCAGUGUAAGAAUACGACUGUUUUCCAUGUCCAUCACACAAAAGGCCGAUCCCUCGUUCGACUGGGCAUGCCUUUUGUGGGGCGGUGGGCACAGGCUUCCCCGACUGUAUGUGAAGAAGAAAAUGGAGAGAUAAUAUUGGUGGAGAGAGUAAGAUGCGAGUGCUGAGGUCUGUGCUGGGAGGAUGUGUGGUUAUUGUGGCGUGUGUGGUGGUUCUUACCACACUCACCUCCACACCACCCACAGGUCCUGCCAUCCACUCGAUCGUCCCACACAACUUGAAGGAGGAGCUCGAGGGGAAAAUGACCUGUGAUGAAAAACUGUUGGAGAAGCUAGAUUUUGUUGGGAAGCCACAGCUGUAUCCACAUCACACAUGGGAAAACCUCUCCACACCUGUCCUCACAACUGCUGUGUCAAGUGGAUUAGUAUGGCAAGUGGAAGGGCUGCUGGGGAUGGCACAGCAGCUCUUUUCAAACCUGACUGUCGUGGUUUACAGUCUGGAUCUCUCCUACCAGGAACUCCAGCAGCUAGAGGAUGCCUGUAAUACAUCCUGUGUGGUUACACCCUUUGACUUUAGUACUUACCCAUCCCACGUGAGAGACCUCCACCUCAAAGCCUACCGUCCUAUCAUAAUACAGGAAUUAUUAGUUCGUGCGGGGGCAGUCCUGUGGCUAGAUGCUAGUGUGCGACUAGUGAGUGAAGUUCAGGAUGCCAGUAUGGCAGCUGAGAAAAUGGCAGAAUGGAGCAGUUGGGCAGUUAAGAACGGUGGUGUCUUGACCUGGCCUCUGCCCCACCCUGCGCUCCUCCCCACAGCAGCCCUUACUCACCCUAAUAUGUUUACAUUCUUCCACACCAAAAAGAAUUAUUAUGAUUUUCAACAGAUGGGAGAUGCAGGCACAAUGUUAGUCUAUAACACAAAAGAUGUCCAUGAUCACUUGAUGAAACCCUGGGUAUCCUGUGCCCUCACACACAACUGCAUCAGUCCAAUAGGUGCCCAAGAUACAGGCUGCAGGUAUGACAAAAAGCCGCUUUUCCGCUACUCAGGGUGCCACCAUUAUGACGCUUCAGCAUUCAAUGUUGCCUUAGGGGUCAUGUUCUCAUAUGACACUCGACUUUACCUGGCAGCCACAUCGCCCUUCACACGUGUGUUGCAGAAAGCUCAGCAGGAGGUAGAAAAUGUGCCAGGAGAGGAGAGUUUGAACACGUCCAGUAGAGACAACUCAAGUAGGAAAUAUAAUCUUAAGAAACUUGAAAAGCUCAGUGGUGCAGAUGCAUCUAACAGUGGGUCAUCCUUCAGAAUAGUUUCCGAAAACACAUCACAAACAUCUGCCAAGAGGGAGACAUUAGAAAAGUAAGCAAAAGAAAGUGAAGGUCAAUGGAUAAUAUGUGGAACAUGUAGAUUGGGCAAUAAUGGUUGAAAAUGAUUUGAAAUUUUUUUAUAUAGUGUUCAGAAGUUUUUGAUUUUCGAUAUCUCUCCUGGGAACAGUAAUCAAGCCAGCUAAGUUACCUUUGAUUACUGUUAAACUCUUAUGUAGCUGUGGCUAAAUGCACUAGUGAUUAUUUUGCCAUUAUUACUAUUAUGAUGAUGAUUUUUAUAUAUACUAGUUAAUUAUUGGUGCAAGUUGAAUUGGUUCCUAAAAGUGAGUUUAUAAGGUUGCCAUUUUGUGUGUGGUGAUACAUUAUUAAUAUGGAACAUCACAGAAAACCUAAGAAUGCCAUGGCAAAGAAAACAUGAUAGUUCCUCAGUUGCUAUUUUUUCUUCUUAAUGCAUUAUGGGUUCCUCAGUCGAUUUGAUCUAAGUUUUGUUCUGAUCAAUAUUUCAUUUAUAUUUUUUGUACACAAAUCCUUUUAGUGUUUAAGUGUGUAUGUUCCACCAUGCAUUUGUACAUGUGUGGAUGUUCUCUGAAUGAGUGUCAUGCAAGAGUUGGCUGUGUAACUGCUCUUUAUCAGCAGAUUUCUAUUUUCAAAUGUCAUUUAAAUAUUUAAGGACAAAAAUGACUAAUGAUUCCUCUUUUUCAUUGCUGUGUAUAAUUUUUAUUGAUUUUUUUUAUGAGAUGGAACAUUUUGAACAAGUAAGACAUUAUUUAUAUAAAUAUCCUUGUUGAUUUCUCAUGAUCAAAACCAUAUUUUGAGAACUAAGUUUACACUUAUUCAUUUAAACAUCUAGAUAAAGAGAGUAGGUUGUCAAGAUUCUUAGGAAACAAAGAUCAAAAAGAAAAGUUCUCAAACAGGAAGCCAGUCAUCCCUUUUUGGUGCUUCUAUGAUACAGUUUAAUAUUAUUGUUUGAUUUUUUGCUGUGACUCCUCCCUCUCCUGCCCUCUCCAUCCCUUCUUCUUUGGGUCCAUAGUUUGAAGGGACGGUAGGAUUAACAUACAUGCAAAUAAAAGUAAAACUUUAAUGGAAAGAAAUUCAUACCAUAUGGAAUGUUCAUCAAGUCUCAGUACAGUUGUGCAAAUGAGUUCCUUAGGAGCAAGCAUAAAGUUUAAGUGAUAUGUAUUAUAUGCAGCUUAUAUUUAUAUUAGUGUUCUUUACUGCUAUCUUAGUUUAACCCUAAAAUGUGACUUCUGGCAACCAUCAAGCCAUUUAGCCUAGGAGUCUGCUAUGUAUAGCAGAACUUCCCAUUCAACUUGCUCUAGUGCGUUAUGACACCUAUAGCUGUAUACGUCAUGAUGAGUUGGUGUUUCAUGAUGGCUAUAAUAGGUGUGCCCGACUUUAAGAGGUUAAGAUAUGUUGCUUAGUCAUGCUGUACUCAGUUAUAACUAUUACUAUUUUUCAGAUUAGGCAUGGACAAGACAAUGAUAAUACACAAUGCUGCUUAUUUUGAUUAUUCAAUUUUGAAAUAACAAAAGUGACAAAUUUUUUAUAAUACCAGUACCAGUGACAAUAAGUAAACAGCAAUAAACAAAUACAAUCCAACAAAAACUCCACUUAAAGGUAUAAUAACCCUCUCCACUAAUCACACAUGUUGAAAACCAUUCAUUCAUUUUUACUAGUGUGACCUUGCCUAUUGAUGGGCUAGCUUUCCAAAGGAACUCAUUUCCACAACUGUAGGAGAGUGAAAAAAAAAAAAAAUAAGAAUCAGGAAUUAAAUGUCUUACAGCUUGUGAUAAGAGGGGAAGUAAAAUAGAUAAAUAAAUUAAAAAAAAAGAAAAAAAAAAAAAAAGACCAAAGA